GUCGUCCGAUCCAUGCAGCGACACGCAGCGGUGAUGGGCGCGGCGGGCGCGUUGGGAACGACGAUGAUGAAAACCCUGCGAGCCAGAGGAUGGCGGGUCGUAGGUAUCGACAGCAAGCAGGUCGUUGAUGGCUUGAGAAGGCCGCCUGUGGGCAUGGAGGCUGGAGUCAUGUGGAAUGUAGUGGUACCAACCAACGGGUCGAAUCCGUCGGAGCAAAAGAAGCAUGUUCUCGGAGAAAUGAAGUUGAUGGGGUUCGGAAACGAAGAAGGGCAGAAAAAGCUCGAUGCCGUGUUGUGCUUCAAUGGCGGGUUUGCGAUGGGUAACGCCUCGUGCGACGAUCUCCUGGUGUCCGUGGAGAAGAUGUACGGAUCCAUCCUUGUGCCGUCCUUCCUCGGAGCCAGUCUCGCGGCCACCUUCAUGCGCCCCGGCUCUCUCUUCCUCCUGUCCGGAGCCCUUGCUGGAGGAAACGUCCCGACCCCUCGGAUCCUCGCUUACGGCAGCGCCAAGGCUGCUGUCCAUCACCUGGUGAGGAGCCUCAGCCACGAGACCUCGGGCCUGCCCGACGGAACUAAGGUGAUUGGGAUCGCGCCGGACAUCCUCGACACUGAGACGAACCGAGUCUCCAUGCCCAACACUCCGCGAGAUAACUGGACGCCGUUGGGCGACCUGGCCAACAAGGUCUGCGACUGGGCCGAGAGUCCUCAAAUGUGCACUUCCGGAACCAUCUACAAGGUGAUCACAUCCCCCUCGGGUACGACCUACGAUGCCUUGUGAACAGCAACAGACAUUC
Messenger RNA from Guillardia theta CCMP2712, 790 nucleotides. RefSeq lists its product as hypothetical. Gene Ontology annotation, cellular component: cytoplasm. NCBI's taxonomy places the organism in Eukaryota, Cryptophyceae, Pyrenomonadales, Geminigeraceae. The record is from RefSeq and is a predicted model, not a curated record. Gene Ontology annotation, molecular function: 6,7-dihydropteridine reductase activity; NADPH binding; NADH binding. Gene Ontology annotation, biological process: L-phenylalanine catabolic process; tetrahydrobiopterin biosynthetic process. The transcript has 4 exons. Bases 13 to 774 code for a protein of 253 amino acids.